AUGAAGUCAGACACGCCUCUUGAUUAUGCUCUUUUCCAGCUUUCACCUAGACGAUCGCGAUGUGAAUUAUUUGUUUCCAGCAAUGGAAACACUGAGAAAUUAGCGUCGGGACUGAUUAAACCAUUUGUAGCACAUUUAAAGGCUGCUGAGGAACAAGUUGCAUCGGACACUCAAUCAGUGAAGCUUGAAGCUGGAAGGCAAAAAAGUUCCAAAACGUGGUUCACAAAGGGAACACUCGAGAGGUUUGUUCGGUUUGUAAGUACGCCUGAUGUUUUGGAACUGGUCAAUGCCUUUGAUGCUGAGAUGUCUCAGUUAGAAGCAGCCCAAAAAAUAUAUGCAGAGGACAGAGGUGAUCAGCUUUCCGGCAGGGGUAAAUCAGGCGUGACAACUUCGGCUGAGGUGACCAAGAAGGAAUUACUUAGAGCCAUUGAUGUACGGCUUGGCACGGUUCAACAGAACUUGACAACAGCUUGUGCUCGUGCUGCCGCUGCAGGUUUCAAUAGUGAUACAGUCUAUGAACUUCAAAUGUUUGCAGAAUUUUUUGGUGGCCAACGCUUAAAUGAAGCCUGCAGCAAAUAUAUAUCUUUGAGCGAGAGGCGGGCAGAUUUAAUCAGUCCGUGGAGGUCUGGAACCCAGGAUGGGGCUGUCCGAUCUUCAUAUGGGUCGGACAUGUCCAUUGAUGAGGAUCCCUCCUUCCCUCAGCCCACAGGGCCCCACCCAGCCCAGAUCCAACAUCAAGAAGAUACCUCCACGUGUGAGCAGCCCAAGCUACCUUCUCUGUCCUUCCCAGUGCAACACACUUUCAGCCAAGAGUCCAGCAGUGAAAGAGAUGACUCAAACAAACAAAAUGAUGCUGUUGUUGAAAAAGAAACAAAGAAUGAAGAGAGUUCAAGUGCUGAUCAGACUGAAUCAACUCGCACAAGUCAUCAUGUGAGGCGACUCAGUGUGCAGGACCGCAUAAGCCUGUUCGAGAACAAACAGAAGGAGACUUUAGGGAGUGGUGGGAAACCUGUGGUCCGGAAAUCAGUGGAGCUUCGGAGGCUGUCGUCUGAUGUGUCAUCUGCCCCAGCUGCUGUAGAGAGAGCUGUUCUAAGGAGGUGGAGUGGCGCCAGUGACAUGAGCAUUGGCUUAAGUGCUGAAAAGAAGGAUAAUGAGAUCCCAUUGUGCACUUCAUCCUCUGCUUCGGGGUUGCUUUCCAAGUCUGAAGAGAAAAAAGCUUUGAAUUUGAAUGAUACAAUGGCAAGUUCUGUUAAGCCGGAGUCAAGAAUUAUUCAAGAGGUGGCUUCAGAUCAGGUUGUUGAUAGCGGGUUGAAAGAUGCGUCUUCUUUUAGUAGGUCGAAUGAUGGUUCCGAAUCUAGCAUGUCAAAUUCUAAUUUGAGUACUACGGAAUUUGAUGGCUCUAUGGAUCAAAUACAUGGGAAGUCUCAGUCAAGGUCGGAUCAACAAAAUUCUGAAGAGGAGUUCAGGUCUUUCCGUGAGAGUAAACAAGAGGUUCUGAUAGGGUUCAGGCAUCAAGGAAAGUUGAAGGGUGGCUCUCUGAGUGGUGAAGAGCUUGGUGGGGUAAAAGGGAGAGUGGCUUCUGAGACACAGGUUACUGAAGAGAAGGAUCAGGGUGCUCUUCAGACACAAAUUCGGACUUUUGGAAUCAAAGGUGAUUGGCAAAUUUCAAAUUGGAAAGAACAACAUAAAUUGAGAGACCAGCUUGUUACACAAUCACGUUCAAAGUCUCCUCAGAAAACCAUGGGAGACUCUGGGCAGUUUGAAGGCCUUGCUGGAUCAAGAAUAAGAGAAGCUUUUGCUGCUCAUUAUAAAGGGGCUGAAAGGGGUUCCUUGUCUUCUCAGUCCAGUAAAAGAUCUGCAGGGGACACAGAGGAAGCUGGAAAGAAAGAGUCGAUUUCAUCUGAGAAAAUAUCUGGUAGUUCUGCAUCAAAGGUUGAAGAUUCUGGACUUCAGAAAAUGAAGUUUCAGAGACUAGUUUCAGCACCUGAACAGAUGAACAAGUCACUACUUCGGAGAGACGAAAGCAGUUCUGUUUAUGGAAAUAGUAGAACACCAUUCUCUGGUAAAUUGAUGAUGGAGGCUCAGGAUGGUUCUGAUUCAUUUUUAAACCCAACUUCUGAACAAAUGCAAAGGGUGAGGCUUUCAAAAGGAAACCCAGAACUGAAUGAUGAGUUGAAAAUUAAAGCAAAUGAGCUUGAAAAGCUCUUUGCUGAGCUACAACUUCCUGGAGAUCAGUCCAAUUCUGCCCGUAGAGGCAGGUCAGCUGAUGUGCAAGGGAGCGCUAAAAACACGACCAAGUUCAAUGCUGCUCCACUGAUGACAAUGGUUGAUAAUCAGAAGUAUGGUGAUGCUGAGCUUAGUUUUUCAGAAGGCUCUCGAGGGAAAUUGUAUGACAUGUAUAUGCUGAAAAGGGAUGCAAAACUAAGGGAAGAAUGGGGUUCCAACAGAGCUGAGAAAGAAGCCGAACUGAAGACUAUGCGGGAUAGGUUUGAGCGGAGUACAGCUGAGAUGAAGGCCAAAUUUUCAGGAUCUGCAGAUAGACAGGAUUCAGUAUCCAGUGCUAACCGACGAGCCGAGAGACUCAGAUCAUUUAGUACCCGAUCAAUUAUCAAAAGGGAGCAGAAACAAAUAGAUUUUGGGAAUAGUGAAGAUGAAGAUGCAUCAGAGUUUGAAGAACAGGAACAUCUUCGUGAAGAUAGCACUUUGAACGAGACCUCUCUUGGAGAUGGUGUAUCCAGGAGUGCACCUGGUAAGAAGCUACCCACUAAAAGUUCGUCCACAUCUAUGCCUCGCACCUCAGCAGCCCCUGCCCCACGAUCAGCUGCCAAAGCUUCCAUUCUCAGUUCUGGGAAGCGAAGAAUGCAAUCUGAAAAUCCACUUGUGCAGUCUGUCCCGAACUUCUUUGACAUGAGAAGAGAAAAUACCAAGCCUUCUUCAGCAGCCAGUAAGACAACUCGGCCACAACUAAGAAGCUAUGCCCGCAGCAAGAGCACUAGUGAAGAGGCACCAAUUGUCAAGGAGAGAUCACGCCGAUCACAGUCACUGAGGAAAAGCUCUGCAAAUCUCAACGAGUUUAGGGAGAUAUCUCCUCUGGACUCGGACGAUGCCGUUUUGACACCGCUAAAAUUUGACAAGGAAGUUGUGAAAAAUGUUGAGACCAAGCCUUUUCUCAAAAAAGGUAGUCGUGCAGACUUUGUUGCUACAUCUAGUAUUACAAAGAACACCUCUAUGAUCCCCGAGCUUCUAAAUAAUGAAGAGGAAAAUAAUGACUUGGCCUCUGGACCAGAAGACAUGGGGAAUACAGUAAAAGGUGAAGAAGAGGAAGAGUUUGAGACCAUGAGCCCUAAAGGUUGUAAGGACUUGGACAAUGGAAAACCAAGACUGAGACUGGAAUCAGAGAAGUUGGAAAAUUCAGGAUCAGAAAAUGGUGAGGCUAUAAGAUCAUUUUCUCAAGUGGACCAGGCUUUGGGUGCUGAAUUGCCUACUAUGGUGCAAGAUUGGACAGCAGAAAGUCCUCUCUCGUGGAACUCUCGCACUCAACACCCCUUUUCUUAUCCUCAUGAGAUCUCAGAUGUCGAUGCCUCUGUUGACUCCCCCGUGGGUAGUCCUGCCUCAUGGAAUUCACAUUCUCUGAGCCAAAUAGAGACCGAUGCAGCUCGAAUGAGGAGGAAAUGGGGAACGGCUCAGAAGCCAAUGUGGGCAGCCCAUUCUUCCAAUAAUAUACCUCGCAAGGAUAUGACUAAAGGAUUUAAACGGUUGUUGAAAUUUGGAAGGAAAAGUCGUGGCUCAGAGAAUUUGGUCGACUGGAUCUCUGCAACCACGUCUGAAGGAGACGAUGAUACAGAGGAUGGACGUGAUCCUUCCAACAGGUCAUCAGAAGAUCUGAGGAAGUCAAGAAUGGGAUUUACUCAAGGGCAACCUUCCAAUGAUAGCUUCACAGAGAGCGAGUUUUUCAAUGAACAAGUUCAAUCUUCACACAGUUCAAUUCCAGCACCUGUGUCUAACUUCAAACUGAGGGAGGAUCAGAUAUCUGUAAGCACAAUAAAAGCUCCUAGGUCAUUUUUCUCAUUAUCAACAUUCCGGAGCAAGGGAAGUGACUCGAGGCCUAAGUAA
This is a messenger RNA of Fraxinus pennsylvanica, 4113 nucleotides long. The record is from the annotation of a GenBank genome assembly. Lineage: Eukaryota; Viridiplantae; Streptophyta; Magnoliopsida; Lamiales; Oleaceae.